Molecule: messenger RNA, 1548 nt
Organism: Exophiala bonariae
Lineage: Eukaryota; Fungi; Ascomycota; Eurotiomycetes; Chaetothyriales; Herpotrichiellaceae
Exons: 1
Coding region: 1-1548 (515 amino acids)
Biological process (GO): carbohydrate phosphorylation; galactose metabolic process
Cellular component (GO): cytoplasm; cytosol
Molecular function (GO): galactokinase activity; ATP binding
Source: RefSeq, a predicted model, not a curated record
AUGGCUGCCUUGGUACCACAGGUUGACAGCCUAGAACAUGUCUACGCUGGGGCGGCCGAGGGUGAUCAAGUCCCCAAAGCUCUCGAGCAACGCUUUGUGAAUCUUGUCAACUCAUUCAAGCAACAAUACGAUCAGAAGCCAGACUUUGUCUCGAGAAGUCCAGGCCGAGUGAACAUCAUUGGUGAACACGUCGACUAUUCACUAUAUAAUGUCCUACCCACAGCGGUCACAGUCGAUGUUCUGAUUGCCGUCCGAGUCCUCAAGAACCCAAGUGGCCAUCCACUGAUCAAAAUUGCCAACGUCAACUCGUCCAAAUACCCCUCCAAAGACAUCACAGUUCCGGAAACGGGCCUCAUCGAAGUAGACAAAAAGAGCCACGCUUGGAGCAACUACUUCUUGGCUGGCUUGAGUGGUUCACUAAAAUAUCUGCGUCAGAAAUUGGGAGAGUCUUUCACGACCAACGGAAUGGAAUUGCUAAUCGAUGGUAAUGUACCUGCAGGAGGUGGCCUUUCCAGCAGCGCUGCCUUUGUGUGUGCAUCUGCUCUUGCGGUCAUGGCAGCCAACAACCAUCAAAUUUCGAAACAAGAUCUCCUCGACCUCUGUAUUGUAUCAGAGCGUGCCGUUGGAGUCUUCUCCGGUGGCAUGGAUCAAGCAGCCUCGAUCUUCUCUGAACGAGGUUAUUUGCUAUACUGCACUUUCUUCCCCAAAUUCUCCGCCGAACAUGUCCCAGUACCCACUUCAGAUCCUGAAGUCACAUUUUUGAUCGCACAAUCGUUUGUCACCUCUGACAAGGCCGUCACUGCUCAGAUACAUUACAAUCUUCGCGUCGUGGAGGUGACAUUAGCCACCGUGGUUCUCGCCAAAUUACACGACAUCUCUUUGAACCCCGACGACAGCUCCCUCGGUUUCUCGUUACGGAAUUUUCAGGAGGAACUCAUCAAGAAGGAAGGGCUUCGGGAUAGUGAUGCAAGUUCGCAGGUGGAGGUCGUCAUCAAAGCCAUAAAGUCCAAACUCGAGAAAUCCGAUUACACCCGUGAUGACAUCUCUCAAAUACUUGGUAUCUCGGUGGAACAGCUCGAAAAACAAUACAUGUCCAAAUUUCCGAUCAAAGCCGAUGCAUUCAAGCUCAGACAGCGGGCUCUACAUGUGUUGGAGGAAGCUAGCCGUGUGCUAAAGUUCAAAGACACGUUGAGCAGUACAGGAAGUCUCGACCAAGAAAAACUAUUAGCAUUGGGCGAGCUCAUGAAUCAAACCCAGGCAUCAUGCAGAGACAUCUACGAGUGCUCUUGCUCUGAGAUCGAUGAUAUUUGUUCCAUCUCUCGAAAUGCUGGCGCCUAUGGUGCUCGCCUGACUGGUGCAGGCUGGGGCGGCUGUACCGUUCAUCUGGUACCUCAGAGCAAAGUCGCUGCCGUCACAGAGGCUCUGAAAAAAGAGUAUUAUUUUAAGAAAUUUCCUGAUAUCAGCGAGGAAAAGCUUCAAGAAGCGUUGGUCAUAUCGAAGCCAAGUCAGGGGUCGUCUCUGAUCGUUGGCAAGGCGCUCGAUGUUUGA